Messenger RNA from Onthophagus taurus, 606 nucleotides. RefSeq names its product Signal recognition particle 19 (gene Srp19). Gene Ontology annotation, biological process: SRP-dependent cotranslational protein targeting to membrane, signal sequence recognition; SRP-dependent cotranslational protein targeting to membrane. Lineage: Eukaryota; Metazoa; Arthropoda; Insecta; Coleoptera; Scarabaeidae. Gene Ontology annotation, cellular component: signal recognition particle, endoplasmic reticulum targeting. The record is from RefSeq and is a predicted model, not a curated record. Gene Ontology annotation, molecular function: 7S RNA binding.
GGUAAAGAAGAUUCCUUAAAAAAAGCGUAAACGUCAACAAAUAAGAACGUAUGUUUGAUUUUCAACAAAAAUUAAUUAAAUCCCACGAUAAUGGCUCAUUCAUCAUCGCAACAACCCUUAGCGUGGAACCCCAAUAAAAAACAUAGCGAUCCAGAGCGUUGGAUUUGUAUUUACCCAGCUUAUAUAAAUAGUAAAAAGACUUUAGCGCAAGGGAGACGAAUUCCUAAAGAAAAAUGCGUUGAGAAUCCAACCCAUCAAGAGAUUAGGGACGUUUUAUCAGCGGCCGGAUUAAAAGUUGGAGUCGAAAACAAAUUGUACAGUCGCGAACGGAGUAAAGAAGCCUUAUUUAGAGGUAGAAUUCGGGUUCAGAUUAAAAAUGAAGAUGGAACUUCGUGUGUUGCUAAGUUUGCAAGUAGGGAUAGUGUUAUGUUGCAUUUGGGGGAAAUGAUUCCAAAAUUAAAGACAAGGCAGGUUAAGCCGAGUCCAGAACCAAGCCAAGCUAGCGGUGGUGGUAAAGGACGAAAGGGAAAAGGAAGGCGAUAAAAAUACUUUUAUUUUGAAUAAUUAAUUAUUUUUCGUUAUCAAUAAAUUCUUUAGGUUGGGUAA